CUACAGACAAGCCAGUCCUACCAGUUCCACUUCCAAUCUUCAAAGUGGUUCCAUCAACCCCAUCAACAGCAUCACCCCUCGCAACAAUGCCUUCCAACCCAUUCAAUAGCAUGUACCGGGCCAUCCGGUCGAAGUCUCCCAAGUCUGGCAAUGGCUCCGAAAACUCCAAGUAUUCCAAGAACAAUGCAGACUCGAAACAAUCCACAGACAACACGCCCUCAAAAGAACAUGCGCAUGACGAUUCUGCUUCGGUGCUCAGCGAUGCCACUACCCUAGCUCCUCGAAAAGACGAACAGCCGUCGAGUAAAGACAACAGUCGAGAUCAAGAAGAGAUUGAUUUCAAUUCUGUGCGAUACAUGAUGCGAGGAAUGGCGACCCGUCAUUGAUGCCGCAAUUUACCAAUGCGCACCUUUUAUCUGCACGUUAUAGCGCCUUUCAUGAGAGAUGACUGAUCAAAAUGUAUGGUUAUGGUUUGGGAUGAGUGGACUCUUGGGUUGAUUUCUUGGGGACAGAAGAGGACGUGGUUUGGUGUUUUGUUUGGGAUACUAUCAUAAUACAUUACAUGGUAACAAACGCACGGCACAGCGCC
This is a messenger RNA of Aspergillus japonicus CBS 114.51, 589 nucleotides long. RefSeq lists its product as uncharacterized. The record is from RefSeq and is a predicted model, not a curated record. Bases 87 to 386 code for a protein of 99 amino acids. The transcript has 2 exons. NCBI's taxonomy places the organism in Eukaryota, Fungi, Ascomycota, Eurotiomycetes, Eurotiales, Aspergillaceae.